Messenger RNA from Drosophila miranda, 856 nucleotides. RefSeq lists its product as uncharacterized. Bases 263 to 634 code for a protein of 123 amino acids. The record is from RefSeq and is a predicted model, not a curated record. The transcript is spliced from 3 exons. NCBI's taxonomy places the organism in Eukaryota, Metazoa, Arthropoda, Insecta, Diptera, Drosophilidae.
UAUUCCAAGCUCGACCGGCUUUUGUUGCACUUGGCUGUUGAGAAGCGGCGGAACUCCGGCGGUGUCUCACGUAGCGUAUUUAAUCGGCAAUAAAUUGGUGAAAAAUGUUUUGAAAAACAAUGUGAACAGUUCCCCGGUGCAAAAUUAAUUAGAAGGGGAAAGUGUUCUUAACUGUUUCAAACUCGUAGGAUCCAUUACCGCAUUCCCAGCGAACUAGUGUUGCAGACUCGAAAAGUUCGGAGAGAAAAAAGAGAGGACAGAAAUGAAUGCAGCGGAAGAUAGUAAAAUUGUCACCGGAAUGGCAGAUGCAGACACUGGAAUGGAAUCGCAAGGAGCAGAGGGAACAGGAAUAGAAACUACAAAGGGACCAGGAGCACUCGCAGGCGCUGGAUCUGUAUCUGGAUCUGCCCCACCAUCCAGACAACAAACAUUGACACGGACCGCAGAACUGGAUGCGGAUGGCGAUGACAUUGAAGUGGAUGCCGAGGCGGAUGAUGCCACGGACAGCAUCACACUGGAGCUGGCUCUCUCGCCCCACAGCAGCACACCCACACCGCCGCCCACCAUGUCCGAGGAGGAUUUCGCCCAACUGGACAACAGCAAACCCUUCAAGGUGGGUACCGUACAGCCAUAGCCUUUGUGCGCGCUACGCCCUUCAUGAGCUUUAUGCUCACUGGGCCAGAAUUCCGUUCAGUGAUUAUGGCAGUGCCCCGCGCUGUUGCUGGUGUAAAAGUUGUGAAGAGUCAGUCCAACACCAGCAUCAGCAGCAUGGCCCGAAAAAAGCUGUCCGGGCCACUUCAGAGCCAUCCACGUGGAGGGGCAUCGACAUUGGUGCUUCUAUGGCCGCCGCCGCUGA